Pomacea canaliculata is the source of this 1014-nucleotide messenger RNA. Its product is annotated as putative ankyrin repeat protein RF_0381. Gene Ontology annotation, molecular function: protein binding. Lineage: Eukaryota; Metazoa; Mollusca; Gastropoda; Architaenioglossa; Ampullariidae. Bases 1 to 1014 code for a protein of 337 amino acids. The transcript has a single exon. The record is from RefSeq and is a predicted model, not a curated record.
AUGUGGUCACGUGUCUGUGACCUUCUCGUUGCAAAGCCUGACCUGAACCGCCUGGACAGGGAUGGCCUGUCAGUUUUGCACAGACUCGUGAUGUGUCCUGACAGCAGAUUUGACUCCCUUCUUCUCCUGUUACUUGAAAAUAAAGCAAACAUCAACAGCAAGACUUCGAAAGGAGACUCAGUACUGCAUCUUGCAGCAAAACAUCAAAAGGUGUUAACAAUGGAUCAGCCAUCACCCCCAACAGACAGGGAUGAGUACCGUAGGUUAAAGUUUAUUGCGAAAGAUGUCAAUAAACGAGCUGAAUCCAAACGCCAGUUGUUAACAAGAUUAAUUAGGUCUUGUGAUAGCCUUGACGAUUGUGAUGACCAAGGGAACACGGCGGUGAUGCUGGCUGCAAUAAACGUUAACUGGGAAUUCCUGAAACUGUUGCUGGCUAAUGGCGCCAGGAGGAGUCAUGUCGACCAGCAUCAGAGAUCGCUGCUGCAUGUUCUUGCACUCUAUGGAUCUUACAUGGAUCCUUUCACAUGUCAAGAUCUGGAUCUUGUCACACUGUGUGUCAACAGAGGAGCUGAGGUGAACUGCGUGGACUGCGACGGAAAUUCAGCUCUACACCUUGCCGUGCAGUCCAAAAACUGGAUUUUAUGUAAGUCGUUGAUAGAACAUGGGGCCGACCCUGGACUCAUGGACUCUGCGGGGUUCAACGUUUUGCACAGACUGGCUUUGACUGAAAUUCAAUACAAACAGGACGUCUGUUUGUUACUUCCACUUAUCUGCCGUCGAGAUACCGACCUGAACACUCCGAGUCGAACAGGCAACACUGUCUUGAACAAAGCUGCCACUAAACAGAACUGGUCGUUGGUCAAAUGUUUAUUGCAUCUUGGGGUUAACACAAAUCUUUAUAAUAUAGAAGGGUUUACUAUUUUACAUAUCGCUUCCAUGACUACUCCUACCUCUCAACAUGGUGAGCAGGCGUCACCCAAUGAUCAGUCAGACCUGUUAGGAGUACUUGAAUGA